Molecule: messenger RNA, 2797 nt
Organism: Nematostella vectensis (starlet sea anemone)
Lineage: Eukaryota; Metazoa; Cnidaria; Anthozoa; Actiniaria; Edwardsiidae
Exons: 18
Coding region: 439-2208 (589 amino acids)
Source: RefSeq, a predicted model, not a curated record
CCAUUUUUUUUUGUUGAUACUUGGCACUACAAAGAAAAACAACUUUGUAUACUAUACAUUUAAAAAGCGCCCUUAUCGGCCCGGCGCCAUAUUUUCUCACCGCGCAAAAAAAUAUUUGAUUUAUACGGCUUGUUUUGUUGAGCUUGGAUAAAAAAUAUUAUAGUAAAAUACCAUGGGCCACUGAUAUCAAUAUCAAAUCUACGAAACAGAAAAAAAGGUAGGUAAUAUUUUAGAUACUGAAAAGUGCGAGCGUCGAGCGUGAUAUUCAAGCCGGAUAUGAUAGAGGAGGGUUGGGGUACACUGCACUAGAGAAGAGAAGCCACAGGCGGCCCGCGACCCCUUUCGCCCCUGAGUACUACAUGUUGUCAUAGCGGCACAGGUUGGCGCCAUGUUGCACUGAACUCUAACUGGGAUAUCGCCGUGUAGUCACGUUAAACCAUGACAAUUCACAUCAAGUACCCAAAGAAAAAAGAGUUCUUCUCUUGGGAGGAGUUAGGAUGCCUUGCCAAAGCUUUAGGGUUCCAGAAGACCCUUUUUUUGAAAAAUACCCCACCAGACAUGAAAAAGAAGAAAGUUGGUGGUUUAUCCAUGAAGGAUUUGAAAGAGUUACUGGACAUAAAGGCGCUUCAUGGAGAUAUUCACAGGACUUAUAACAUGCACGAUGGCAUGUAUAAUGGGAGAGUGAUUGAAAAAGCAGCUGAGAUGUCUUCUAAUCGGUACCUCAGUUUUGAGGAGCUCCGUGAGGUGCGUGUUGCAUUUCAAUUAUACGAACAUGAGGAUAUGAUGGGCCUCGUUAUAGAUGAACAGAUACUUUUCCGUACGCUUAAGGUGUGUGGAAGAACCGUGUCCCCUGUAAAACUCAUGCAGCAUAUUAAGCACAUGGUUCGACAUGUUCCAGACAGGCUGAUGUUGUAUGAGUUUCUUGAUCUAAUGUUACUGUGUGAGAGAGAUGUUGAGGUUGAAGUACCGCCAUUACCACCUGUUAGUGGUUUUGACAGAAGUAAACUUUACAAGAUUUGUGAUUUUAGAAAAGUUUUGACACCUGAGGAGGAGAGAAAACUCAACCAGCUGAAUACCACUUAUGAGCAAGGAUUGUUCAGAUCACACCCUGGGAACAAAAGCGAGCCUCUCAAGACAUGGAGAGAGGAGGAGAACUUUAUUGUGGAUGACAAGCCAAGGAUAGAACAGGUCAGCAGACAUCAACAGCGCUCAGUUCAGCUGACAGAUCACCUCGAUCAUUCCAACCGCAAGGUUCUACACGCGCGAUGUGGCGUACUUGGGAUUACCCGUACAUUCGUGGACCUAAAUGACACGUGCAAAAAAUCAGGUCCUACAUCUAGACAAGUUCCUGCAGAGCUUGAGGUCCCAUGUCAAAGCAGCAUCGAUACCUCUCUAAAUCUUACUCAUGACAAUCGCGAGACAUGGGUGUCGUUUGCUUCAACACCUCCACGAGUAGUCAGCGUAGCACCAUCACCUCCCAGUACUACUGAGUCUGCGUUUUACGUGAGAAACUUCCCUGGCACCACUCCGGAGAAGCUUUCAAGGCAGUCCAGGAGCAAUCACCGGGAAAUACUCGUCACACCGCGGGAUGUCCAUAACGCGCAAGCAAGAAUUCAAAACCUGCACUGGGACAUUGAGACACAGAAAGUCCGGUUAAGACGCAAGGUGGACCGGGAGAUGCGAGUCAAACAUCCUCGCAGCCACCAGAUCUAUUUAAAUCGCCAACGACCCUCUUUCACUGUGACCAUAGAGAGGAAAGCCAACCAAGUUGUUCCUAAGGAAACUUCCAGGAAGUCACUUGAGGCUGAUAGACCAUCGGAACCACCGUCACUGCAAAUAUCUCCCCGACUGUACAAACCAAGGCCGGAGAAUAUCUAUUCAACGCUUAAAUCACGACUUCAGACCUCAGACACUUUACUCGAUUUCGGAGCGGUCGAGGUUCCAUUUUCUCGUUUCUCCACAUCAGUAACUCGUCAGCUUGAAAGACGAGGUGAGGGGGAUACAACAUCUAAAGGAGGACCGAAUGCAGUACGGAUAGAAACGCUUGGCAGUCUUCCGCAAGGAAAGGAUGCGGUUCACGCCGAGAAUGACGCUGGUGAUGUGGUGCAGCUGCUUGGGAAAUUCCAGGAAGCUAAUUAUGUAGCGAGUGGUAAGAAAGGAUAUGCCAGGGAAGGUAGACAAGAGUGGAGGUAUACUGCUAUGGUAUGAUGAAGUAUGAUGACUCUUAAAACUGAGAGUAGUGGGCAUGGUCACCAGGGCGUGACGGAAUAUGCCGACAUUGCGCGAAGGAAUAUAUUGCCAUGGUAUGGCGUGACGGAAUAUGCCGACCUUGUGUGAUGUUAAUGUAUCCCCAUGGUAUGGCAUGACGGAAUAUAUCGCCAUGGUAUGGCGUGACGGAACGUAUCGCCAUGGUAUGGCGUGACGGAAUAUAUCGCAAUGGUAUGGCGUGACGGAAUUGUAGUUACGGCGUGGUGUAACAUCGAUUUUGAAUGACGAAAUACUCUUAUGGCGUGAUAGAAUAAAUCUCUAUGGCGUGGCGGAAUAGUCUAUAGUUAUAGUGUGUCAUGGAAUAUAUCUAUAUCUUUUUGGCGUGACGGAAUAUAGUUAUGGCAUGAUGGAAUAUACCGCUACGGCGUGACAAAAUAUAUCGCUGUGGUGUAGUUAAGAUUUGGUGUACAUUUAUUAGAAAGGAUACAUUUAUAAUAUGAAAUACAUAUAUCAAGGGCAUUGAUAGAAGUAAGUUAUUUUCAAUAUGUACUAUUUUCAUAAUCAUUGAAAUAAAUUGAAUCAAACCACA